Messenger RNA from Echinops telfairi (small Madagascar hedgehog), 2061 nucleotides. It is a transcript of the gene SLC35F2, whose product is annotated as solute carrier family 35 member F2. Gene Ontology annotation, biological process: transmembrane transport. The transcript has 7 exons. The record is from RefSeq and is a predicted model, not a curated record. Gene Ontology annotation, molecular function: transmembrane transporter activity. Bases 16 to 1017 code for a protein of 333 amino acids. Gene Ontology annotation, cellular component: membrane. Lineage: Eukaryota; Metazoa; Chordata; Mammalia; Afrosoricida; Tenrecidae.
GAUCAUUACCCAACUAUGACUCAACAACUGAAUGGGAAUAUUUUGAAAACCAUUGUCCUGGGCCAGAUGUUGUCCCUGUCUAUCUGUGGGACAGCCAUCGCCAGCCAGUAUUUGGCAGAAAGAUACAAAGUGAACACCCCAAUGCUCCAGAGCUUUAUCAACUACUGCCUGCUCUUCCUCACUUAUACAAUGAUGCUGGCAUUUCGAUCAGGCAGCGAUAACCUUUUAUACAUCUUGAAACGAAAAUGGUGGAAGUACAUCUUGUUGGGACUAGCAGAUGUGGAAGCGAAUUACAUGAUUGUCCGAGCAUACCAGUACACGACUCUGACCAGUGUCCAGAAACCAGGAUUCCAUUUCCCAUGCUGGCUUAUUGAAGUGGCCACGAGCCAGAUAAACUUCCUGCGGCCAGCCAGAGAACUUCACCAGGAACAGUGGCUUGUCUUCUUGGUGUGUUUUCUUCCUGCAGGUAGCAAUGUGCUGAUCGGUGACAUCUUAGUUCUUGGCGGGGCUUCGCUCUACGCCAUUUCCAACGUGUGUGAAGAAUACAUCGUGAAGAAGCUGAGCAGAGAGGAGUUUUUGGGAAUGGUGGGCUUAUUUGGAACAAUCAUCAGUGGCCUACAGCUGAUGAUUGUGGAAUAUAAGGAUAUUGCCAGCAUUCAGUGGGACUGGAAAAUCGCCAUGCUGUUUGUGGCGUUUGCCCUCUGUAUGUUUUGCCUGUACAGCUUUAUGCCGUGGGUAAUAAGAGCCACCAGUGCCACGUCUGUCAACCUGGGCAUCUUGACAGCCGACCUCUACAGCCUUUUCUUUGGACUCUUCCUCUUUGGCUAUCAGUUUUCAGGUCUCUACAUCCUGUCCUUCUCCGUCAUCAUGGUGGGCUUCGUCCUCUACUGCUCCAGCCCCACGCGCACCGCCGAGCCGCCCGAGAGCAGCGUGCCUCCGGUCACCGUCAUUGGCAUCGACAACUUGGGCCUGAAGAUCGACGAGAACCUCCAGGAAGCGCACUCGGCAGCCUUGUAGCCGCAGACGGAGUGCAUGCCUUGCUUCAGACCCGGGCCCGCCAGGUCCUGGUAGAGCAGAAGCUGCCGGUGGCUGCGGGGACUCUCGGAUCAUGAUCGGACUCGAGCGAACCCCGAGCGAACCCGGCAGCCUGCAUGGCACCCUGGGUGAGAUGUGAGAAAGGAGCACAGGAUAAUGUAUCCAGCAUUCCCACUUGCUGUCCGGUUGGCCCUGACUCGGUGAGACCUCGUGUGCACUGGGGUAGAGCGGGACUCCAUAGGUUCUUCCCAACGGCUGGUUGAGGAGGAAGCAGAGAGCCAGGACUUUCUGCCGAGGCCCUUCCGGGUGGACUGAAAGCUGCACCCCUUUGGUUAGCAGCCGACUGCAUGAACUGUUUUUAUCUCGUGGGACCAUCAAGCAUGGACAUGCCCAAACCAGACCAGAAAGGAAAGCAGGGCUUUUGUGCCUGUGUGUUUGAAGAUCAAUACCUGUUGGUGUGGGGAGACUCUAUUGGGAUUGGAGUUGGAAGUGGGAAGCAGGAUGGAGGAGUCAGCCAGGAGUGAGCCAGCGCCAGGACAACCUGAAAGCCAAAGCCGGCUGCCCAGACACAGCUAGGUGGUCAGGAAGAGGUGGCAGCCCAGAGUGGCUAUGGGGUAGCUGUCCUCUGGCCCUCUUCCAGCAAAGGCAGUCCUUGACCAUAAGCCUGGCGGACCUGCGGUGCACAGAUGAGGCCUGGUGACUGAUUGACUGAAUAUGGCAGGAAGAGGGCAGCACUUGAGAAAUGAUUGACUAGAAGUGAGUGUAGCAUAGAAACAGUAAACCAGAGUCCGGGACACCCAGGAACCCUCUCCCAGCUGUGAAAAGAGGAUACUUGCUACACAACCUCUUACCAAAUAUUUGUAAUGUGUUAGGAGAUUUUUAUGAUGUCUCUUCAAUCCAGAGCAUUAAGAUUACAUUACCAACCACCAGUAUGUCUGUUGAAGAAAGCAUUAUGUAAAUUAUUUUGUAAAAAUGCAAUAAAGGCACGGAGCUGAGUUCACUUUAUUAAAAGAUUUUGAAAUCGUG